Messenger RNA from Brachypodium distachyon (stiff brome), 809 nucleotides. Its product is annotated as AIG2-like protein D. The transcript has 5 exons. NCBI's taxonomy places the organism in Eukaryota, Viridiplantae, Streptophyta, Magnoliopsida, Poales, Poaceae. The coding region runs from base 72 to 566 and encodes 164 amino acids. The record is from RefSeq and is a predicted model, not a curated record.
AGCACUGAUUACCAUGCCAUAUCCAACGGCUCACACGGUCACACGAGCAUAGCUUUCCGCUCUUCUCCCCCAUGGCGUCGCCUCCACCUCCGCCGGCUUCCGCCGCCGCCGCCGCCGGAGCCACCAACAGCGUGUUCGUCUACGGCACCCUGAUGGCGGAAGAGGUCGUGCGCGUCCUCCUCGGCCGCGUCCCUCCGUCCUCCCCCGCGCUCCUCCCCAACCACCAGAGGUUCAGCAUCAAGGGGCGCGUCUACCCGGCGAUUCUGCCCGUCGACGGCAGCAGAGUCUCAGGAAAGGUUUUCAGGGGACUCACUGAUGGGGAGCUCGAUGUGCUGGACAUAUUUGAAGACGAGGAGUAUGUGAGGGAAAUUGUUGGCAUCUCCCUGACUGAAUCGUCGGAUACAAUGCUUGCCUAUGCAUACAUAUGGGGGAAUGUGGACGAUCCUGACCUCUAUGGUGAAUGGGAUUUUGAUGAGUGGAGGAAGGUGCACCUAAAUGAUUAUCUCACAAUGACACAAGAUUUCAAGGAGGAACUGGAACAACUCGAACAGAAGACACAUGAUUGAAGACUACCAAUCAUUCUGCCAAGGACUAAUUUGCUGUUGUACUGUAUGUGCUUUGUUCAACCAGCUCUCAUAUUAUUUGUAAAUAAGAUAUUUAUCAUGAAGAAAAAAAAUCAGUGUCAUAUUCUUUAUGGAUACACUUGAGGUGUCCAAGUUCAUGUUUUUCUGAUCAGUCGAUGCUGCUAGAGCCGCUUGCAUGUGAAACAAAUCAAACUUGAAUUUGCAUGGUGUAGGCCGUUUGAGUCA